CUGCAAUCAAUUAAACAAACGGCCAGGGGUAGCGCGCUAAACACGCGCCGUGCGCGUCGUGUCCGUGUUUUCGAACCCUCCCCACCUCCACCAGAAUCUCGAUCUCCAGCCGAACCUGUUGUCCCUGUCAACUACUACGCCUUUCGCCUUCGUUCCCUGUUCCCCCAUAUCCCUUCUUCAUUAGCAGCAGCAUCAUGGAUACAUUGAUGCUCAGAGACGAGGCCACGCGCGAUCGCGUGCGCCAGGCACAGGAGUUCCUCGAUCCACAUGACCAACAUGCGCGGAGCUACAGGCCAGACAUCAUCUUGAUGUUGCAGAAGAACCAACGCAGACUCGUCGUUAAUAUCGAUCGUGUCCGCGACCACAACCCCGAGAUGGCGGACGGCUUGCUCUAUGACCCCUUUAAGUACACGCUCGCCUUCAACCAUGCGCUGAAGGAGAUCGUCAAGACGGUGCCCCAGGCGCGACCCGACCAGGUGGAUGCCGAUGUGCUGUACUACUGUGCGUGGGCCGGCAGCUUUGGACUCAACGCGUGCAACCCGCGGACACUGUCAUCACAGCACCUCAACAGCAUGGUCUCUGUCGAGGGCAUCGUCACACGUUGCUCCCUGAUCCGGCCCAAGAUCGUCAAGAGCGUACACUACGCCAAGGACACACAGAAAUGGUAUUUCAAAGAGUACCGCGACCAAACCAUGACCGAGGGCGUGACCACCUCGAGCGUAUAUCCCACCGAGGAUGAGGAGCAGAACCCGUUGACGACCGAGUAUGGCCUGUGCACCUACCGCGAUCACCAGACCAUCUCCAUCCAAGAGAUGCCCGAGCGAGCACCUGCAGGCCAGCUGCCCCGGGGUGUCGACGUGAUCCUCGACGACGACCUCGUCGACAGGGUCAAGCCCGGCGACCGCGUCCAGCUCGUCGGCAUCUUCAGGACGCUCGGUAACAGAAACACAAACCACAACAGCGCUCUCUUUAAGACGGUCCUCUUGGCGAAUAACGUUGUCCUGCUUUCCACCAAAUCCGGGGGCGGCAUUGCGACCGCCACUAUCACCGAUACUGACAUCCGGAAUAUCAACAAGAUCGCCAAGAAGCCGAAGCUCUUCGACUUGUUGUCGCAGUCUCUGGCGCCAAGUAUCUACGGCCAUGAGUACAUCAAGAAGGCGAUUCUCCUGAUGCUUCUGGGAGGGAUGGAGAAGAAUCUGGAGAACGGUACGCAUCUGAGAGGCGAUAUCAACAUCUUGAUGGUCGGUGACCCGUCGACUGCCAAGUCUCAGUUGCUUCGCUUCGUGCUGAACACGGCCCCGCUGGCCAUUGCCACCACUGGCCGUGGCUCUUCGGGUGUCGGUUUGACUGCGGCUGUGACAUCUGACAAGGAAACCGGCGAACGGAGGCUGGAGGCCGGCGCCAUGGUCAUGGCUGACCGCGGUGUUGUCUGUAUUGACGAGUUUGACAAGAUGUCGGACAUUGACCGCGUGGCCAUCCACGAAGUCAUGGAGCAGCAGACGGUCACAAUUGCCAAGGCGGGCAUCCAUACCUCGUUGAACGCACGCUGCAGUGUCAUCGCUGCUGCCAACCCCAUCUUUGGCCAGUACGAUACGCACAAGGACCCGCACAAGAACAUUGCGCUCCCCGACUCUCUGCUGUCCCGUUUUGAUCUUUUGUUCGUCGUCACGGAUGACAUUGAAGACACCAGGGACCGGCAGGUGUCGGAGCACGUCUUGCGCAUGCACAGGUACCGGCAGCCCGGCACGGAAGAGGGCGCACCGGUGCGCGAGAAUGCAGGCCAGGCGCUGAACGUGGCGCUGAACCAGCAAGCCGACUCGCAGCGACCGACCGAGGUGUUCGAAAAGUACGACGCAAUGCUGCACGCAGGUGUAAAGGGCACGGGGAGGGGGGCCAAUAAGAAGCCUGAAGUGCUCAGCAUUCCCUUCAUGAAGAAGUACAUCCAGUACGCCAAGACGCGUAUCAAGCCCGUCCUGACGCAGGAGGCGGCGGACCGCAUCGCCGACAUCUACGUCGGCCUCCGCAACGACGACAUGGAGAGCAACCAGCGCAAGACCAGCCCGAUGACGGUGCGUACGCUCGAGACUCUCAUCCGUCUUGCCACUGCGCACGCCAAGUCCCGGCUUUCCAACCGGGUAGAAGAGCGCGACGCCGCCGCCGCAGAGUCCAUCCUGCGGUUUGCGCUGUUCAAGGAGGUCGUCGAGGACGAGUCCCGCAAGAAGCGGCGGAAGACCCGGCCCCUGGAAGACGCAAGCGAAGACAGCGAUUCCGACGAUUCCUCUGACGACGACGGAGACGAGGCAAAUGGCACCGCCAGCGGUAGCACUGCACGGGCGAGCACGGCCCGCUCAACCCGAGCCUCCCAGCGCGCCAACGGCCGCCGUCGACCGCCGCGCAGGAACGGCACCUCCCCCGGAGCAAACGGGGAGACCAACGGCGCCACCCCGGAAGACGCCGAGGAAGACCAAGAGGACAUCUAUGACGCCACGCCGCGCCGGUCAACGCGCACUACCCGUUCUGCGGCCGCCGGCCCAUCCGGCUCAUCCAGCCAACCCUCCUUCGCCUCCUCCGUCCCUGCCUCCCAGCUCCGCACCCAAACUCAAGACGACGAGACCCUUGCCUCAGGCACAGCCAACCUCACCGUCAAUGACGACGACGAUGAGGAGGAGGAGGAGGACGACGACGACGCGGAAGGCGAUGAAGACGGUGAGCAGGACGAGCAGCCGAUCAGCGAGCAGCGCCUGGAGCUCUUCCGCCGCACGCUGGGCCAGCUGCUCAAUAGCCCGCUGUUCGAGGACGACUCGGCGGGCGUGGGCGAGCUGAUCGAGGCCGUGAAUCGUCGGGUCGGCAGCGCGAAUGGAGGAAGCUUUAGCCGGGAGGAGGCCGUCCAGGCUUUGAAGGAGAUGGAUGAGCGGAACCAGAUUAUGUAUUCCGACGGCGGAUUGGUGUAUAAGAUUUGAGGGAGCAGGGCCGGUGAUGGGAAACAGCAACGGCUGUUGGUUCAAGUUGAGGCCAGGGGUGGGAUGAAUAGUCGGGGCGUGUUCUUGUUGUUAUUGAAAAUCCUGGGAAUGCUUGUUAGGAAAUCAGGCGUUGUUAUCGGGCACCAGGUGGAUGGGUAUGGCUGAUGUAGACGGUAUCCAAGUUUUGGUAGUCGAGGGGGUAUGAAUGACAAUUCUCUGAUUCAACCGCAGAAAUGGAUGGUUGGCGGAAUCCUUUUCUUUUUCUUUUUUGAAUUCAUUUUGCCUGCAGUUACCUUUCGCUCUUUGCACUGC
This is a messenger RNA of Chaetomium strumarium, 3272 nucleotides long. Its product is annotated as MCM2/3/5 family-domain-containing protein. Gene Ontology annotation, cellular component: nucleus; MCM complex. Gene Ontology annotation, biological process: DNA replication; DNA strand elongation involved in DNA replication; double-strand break repair via break-induced replication. Bases 195 to 2960 code for a protein of 921 amino acids. Lineage: Eukaryota; Fungi; Ascomycota; Sordariomycetes; Sordariales; Chaetomiaceae. The transcript has 3 exons. The record is from RefSeq and is a predicted model, not a curated record. Gene Ontology annotation, molecular function: single-stranded DNA binding; ATP hydrolysis activity; ATP binding.